CUACCGAUUUAUCGGACUUCUGCCCAGACUCUGAAAUGCCAACUAUGUGGAGGCCAGCAGUGGAUGUCAAGGGUGGUACCAUCUCUGGAAAGGAGGAUGCCAACCAGGAGAUGAACUCUCUGGCCUACUCUAACCUCGGGGUGAACGAUCGCAAGGCAGUGACCGUCCUGUACUACCUCGGGGUCACCUCAAAUGGAGCCAAAGCCAGUGGAGUGCCCACUAGCCCCUCUGGAUCAUCAUCUCCAGCAGGCUCUCCUGCCACCCCUUCUACCCAACCCCCAUCCUUCAACCUGCACCCCACCCCUCACCUGCUGGCCAGUAUGCAGCCUCAGAAGCUUAAUAGCCAGUACCAAGGGGCUGCAGUGAUUGCUGCUCCUGCCCUUACUGCACCAAGCCAACCAGGAGAGGAUGAACCCCUGCUAAACUGGGGCACUGGGAUCCAGGCAGGAGAAGGGGGAUCACCCGGAUCAGUCUCUCCUGCUGAUGCCCAGAGCCCUGCUAUCAUUGAUUCUGACCCAGUGGAUGAGGAGGUGCUGAUGUCUCUGGUGGUAGAAUUGGGGCUAGACCGAGCCAAUGAGCUUCCUGAGCUGUGUGGCUAGAGCAGAAUGAGUUUGAUUUCACUGCAGAUUUUCCCUCCGGCUGCUGAUGCCAAGUGCCCCUAAAAAAAUGAGGGGGAAAAAAAGAGUCAGCAAUUCUGUUGUAAAUAAAAGUUAACUUGCAAAGAAAAAAAAUA
Molecule: messenger RNA, 733 nt
Organism: Rattus norvegicus (Norway rat)
Lineage: Eukaryota; Metazoa; Chordata; Mammalia; Rodentia; Muridae
Source: RefSeq, a predicted model, not a curated record